This is a messenger RNA of Histoplasma capsulatum G186AR, 4539 nucleotides long. RefSeq lists its product as uncharacterized. Bases 1 to 4539 code for a protein of 1512 amino acids. Gene Ontology annotation, molecular function: lipid binding. Lineage: Eukaryota; Fungi; Ascomycota; Eurotiomycetes; Onygenales; Ajellomycetaceae. The transcript is spliced from 7 exons. The record is from RefSeq and is a predicted model, not a curated record.
AUGGAGAGCCAGCAGCCAUCGCAGCCCGAGCUCUCUCCUGAGGCUGUCGAGCAGAAGAUGGUUGAGGAGAGUCAAAAGGCCGGAAUCCCUGCGUUCCAGUUUGAUCCCGAUGCUCCCCCAUCCAAGAAACUGGAACAGGUGGAAGCGACGAUACCCCCGGGCAUACAUAAGCAACCCAAGACAAAGGCCAUUGGCGUGUCUACGGAUAUAGUCAACGGUACUUCGAGUGCAUCAAGCAAAGACCCCAAAGUGAUGAACACCGAUAAACCUGAAAAGCCCGCAGAAACGAACGGCGAACUCGAUGAAGCAGCCAGAUGGGAUCGCAACAGGACCGGCUGGGCUCCUCGCUUUCAUAUUCCCGAGGAUGACAUAGAUGAGGGAGAAACGCUUUUGGACCACCAAACGUUCAUCGAGACGAAACUGGAUGACAAAUUUUUUGGAGACUGGUAUCAUAACACUGCGGUCAUCAUUUUCUCUUGCCUGGCGUCAUGGGUAAUUGCGUUGCUUGGCGGAGGUUUGGGAUGGGUGUUCAUAGUCAUGGCGGGCUGCGCAACGUACUACCGCACCUCGAUACGUCGUGUCCGACGAAAUUUCCGAGAUGAUAUCAAUCGCGAGAUGGCAAAAAGCAAACUGGAAACCGAUACGGAGAGCUUGGAAUGGAUUAAUAGCUUCCUCGUGAAGUUCUGGCCCAUUUACGCCCCUGUCCUCUGUGACUCCAUAAUUAACUCCGUUGAUCAAGUCUUGAGUUCGGCCACUCCGGCUUUUUUAGACAAUUUGCGCUUGAAGACCUUUAUACUUGGAAGCAAACCUCCUCGUCUAGAGCAUGUCAAAACCUACCCUAAAACCGAAGUCGAUACAGUGCUCAUGGACUGGAAAUUCAGCUUCACCCCAAACGACACCAUGGAUCUUACCGCUCGCCAGCUAGCAAAUAAAAUAAACCCAAAGGUUGUACUAGAAGUACGCAUUGGGAAAGCGCUUGUUUCAAAAGGCCUUGACGUGAUUGUGGAAGACUUCGCAUUUUCAGGCCUGAUGAGAGUGAAGGUGAAGCUCCAAAUCCCAUUCCCGCACAUUGAACGUGUAGACAUCUCUUUCAUUGGCCGUCCGGAAAUCGACUAUGUUUGCAAACCACUGGGUGGCGAUCUCAUGGGAUUCGACAUCAACUUUAUCCCUGGACUGGAAAGUUUUAUCAAGGAUCAGAUCCAUGGGAACCUGGGCCCGAUGAUGUAUGAGCCUAAUGUCUUCCCUGUCGAAAUCGCCAAGAUGCUUGCAGGCAACCCCGUAGAUCAAGCUAUUGGCGUGGUUGCAGUCACCCUACAUGGAGCGCAGAGCCUCAAAAAUUCUGACAAGUUCGGCGGCUCUGUGGAUCCUUACGCAGUGGUCUCUAUUAAUAGUCGGAAUCCUCUUGGUCGAACGAAGACCGUUCACGAUACCUCUAACCCAAAGUGGAACGAAACAAUCUACAUCAUCAUCACCGCCUUUACCGAUUCUCUUACUAUUCAUGUCUAUGAUUGGAACGAAUUCCGGAAAGACAAAGAGCUUGGAAUAGCAACAUUCCCCCUGGAGCAUCUCGAAAAGGAGAAUGAACAUGAAAAUAUGACCCUUGAGAUUUUAUCCAGUGGCCGGCUACGUGGAGGUCUUAUGGCUGACGUUCGCUUUUUCCCUGUCCUUGAAGCGACAACAGUCGAAGGUGGAACGGAGGAGCCUCCUCCGGUAUCUAAUUCUGGAAUUGCAAGAUUUACAAUUGAACAGGCCAAGGAUCUUGAUGGAACCAAGAGUCUUAUUGGACAGCUUAACCCAUAUGGUGUGUUGUUGUUGAAUGGCAAAGAAAUUCACGUUACAAAUAAGCUGAAGCGAACAAACAAUCCGAUUUUCCAAAACCCCACCAAGGAAGUAUUAAUUACUGAUCGAAAGACGGCGCGAUUUGGUAUGAUGAUUAAAGAUGAUCGAGAUCUUGCUACUGAUCCUGUUCUCGGCAGAUACCAAAUGAAGCUUAACGACAUGUUGAAAUUGACGGAACAAGGUCAGGAAUGGUUCAACCUCGCUGGUGCGAAAACCGGCCGUGUUAAACUUAAGGCUGAAUGGAAACCUGUGGCCCUCAGGGGGAUAGUUGGUAGCGGAGGAUAUGUUUAUCCCAUUGGUGUCAUGCGGAUACAUAUCCAAAGCGCUAAAGGUCUAAGAAACGUGGAGACGAUGGGCAAGUCGGAUCCUUAUGCUCGAGUCCUCCUCUCUGGAAUUGAGAAAGGCCGCACCGUCACUUUCGCAAAUAAUCUUGACCCUGAGUGGGAUGAGAUUUUUUACAUCCCGAUGCACUCUCCACGUGAGAAGCUGGCUCUCCAGGUUAUGGAUGAGGAAAGCCUUGGAAAGGACAGACCCCUCGGAAUGACCGAGCUCUCCGCCUCUGACUACAUCCGUGAAAACGAGAAUGGCGAAUACGAAGUUGACGAUGAGAAGCAGCAGAUGUCAUCUGGUCUCCGUAUUGCCAAUCGCGGUACGCCCAAAGGUGUUAUCAAUUAUACUGUUGCUUUUUAUCCCACGCUUAACGUAGCCGAUCCCGAGGAAGAGGAAGAGGAAGAAGCCACUCGGGCAGCUAUGGCUAGUGAGAUGCCCAUGGACGGACCGCGAGAGAGCCUCGAAAAUGGCCGCCCAAAGCUUGAAAAUGGCACCAACGGCACCAACGGCACCAAUGGGACGAAAGCUAGUGCCGAAGUCAGGCAAAACAGUGCGCCAAGCAUUGAUAUCGGUGCUUCAAAGGAGCCAUCAGCCAAUGCCUCUCAAAGUUCACUCAAAGCUUCAGCAGCUCCUAAAAUUCGCCUCACCCCACAAGACCUCCCUCAAUACGAGUCUGGAUUGAUCGUUUUCAAGCUCAUUGAAGGCCGUAUGGCGCACUCCAAUGUUCAACUCGAAGUUUUGAUGGAUGAUCACGUAUUCCCAUCCUAUACCUCACCUCGAACAAAAACUAAAGAAGCUGUUUUUGGCGAUGUUGGCGAUGCGUUUGUCCGUGAACUUGAAAUGUCAAAAAUCACUCUCCGUCUCGUUGAAAAGACGGAUACCAAAGGAGAAGAGGAUGGGGAACAUGCUUUAUCCAAGCUCACCGGACCGACACUGCCCACUCUCCAACAAUGCCUGUACAAACCUACGGAGCUAACACUAAGAUCACCCGACGGUUCGACUAGCAAAGUCACUGUCAGCUUAAAAUAUAUUCCAGUGAAGAUGAAGUUGGACCCCAGAGAAAGUAUCAAUAAUAUGGGAACACUUCGUGUCGAUGUUUUGGAUGCUGCCGACUUGCCUUCCGCUGAUCGCAAUGGAUUUAGCGAUCCAUACUGCAAGUUUAAGCUGAAUGGCAAAGACGUUUUUAAAACCAAGGUGCAGAAGAAGACUUUGCAUCCUGCGUGGAAUGAAUUUUUCGAGUGCUCUAUCAAGUCUAGAAUUGAUGCGAAUCUGAGACUCGAGGUGUACGACUGGGAUUUCGGUGACAGGGCGGACCACUUAGGUGGAACAGAUAUUAACCUUGAGCAGUUGGAACCGUUCCGUGCUACUGAAAUUUCGUAUCCGCUUGACGGGAAAUCUGGCGCAGUACGGCUCAAACUGCUUUUCAAGCCGGUGUAUGUGAUGAGAUCUCGACAAGGUUCCUCUACAUUCUCCGGCACAUUUGCCACUCCAGGCAAAAUUGUUGGUGCGCCAGUUAAAGGAGUGGGAUUGGUUGGUGGUGGUGUGGUUAAAGGUGCAUCAUUCAUUAAACACAAUCUCCUUCGUCUCGGUAGUAGCAAGGACGAUGAUGACAACAAGUCGAUUACUUCACCAGAACCAUCAGGAGGAGAUAACGUCGCAGUCCCCGCCUCGGAAAAUACGCCGAUCGACACACCGCAGAGAGCGUCAGUCCUAGUUGACGGAGCCGCGCCUCCAUUAACCCCUACCCAGAACUCCUCUCAGACACCACACAGCCGUUCUCGUAGCAUUGCCUCUCAAUUAAAUGAGAAAAUUGGACGGAGCGGUGGCGGCAAAGGCGAUACCGGGACAGCACACUUCACCAUUGUCUCCGCUGCAGGGUAUCCUUCCGGAGCCAAUGUGCGUGUCACAGUUAAACAGAUGACCUCCAGGGGCGCAAAAGAAGUGCACAAAACCAAGGCCAUAAAAUCAGCUCACCACUCUGGAACGUCGACUCCUACCACGACACCUAUCGUCCAGUUUGACCCGUCCCAUGAAACUUUCAAGGUCUCUAAUGCUGCAGCGGACGCCCAGUUCCAACUGCAAGUUAAGGAUCAUUCAACCUUUGGGUCAGAUGAUAUUUUAGGUGAGGCGCUGUUCUUCGUCGAUGAUCAAGGAUCUAGUGCCGGAAGGGAACACACUAUCAAAGUUGGCGGCGGUACAGUCACACUGAAAUCUUCGUUUUCGUCUGCUGAAACUUCGUCUCUGCGUCCUGGCACUUCUCAUUCGUCAACGGGUGAUAAACGAGACGAAAUCGACAGCCCAGAGAGGAAAUCGAGAAGGAGCUUCUUGGGGAAACGAUCGGUGAGCGGGGCGGUGCCUAAUGGGAGCUGA